This is a messenger RNA of Xenia sp. Carnegie-2017, 13830 nucleotides long. RefSeq names its product baculoviral IAP repeat-containing protein 6-like. Lineage: Eukaryota; Metazoa; Cnidaria; Anthozoa; Malacalcyonacea; Xeniidae. Gene Ontology annotation, biological process: negative regulation of apoptotic process; apoptotic process; regulation of cytokinesis. Gene Ontology annotation, molecular function: ubiquitin conjugating enzyme activity; cysteine-type endopeptidase inhibitor activity. The record is from RefSeq and is a predicted model, not a curated record. Gene Ontology annotation, cellular component: nucleus.
GAAUUUAAGAUUUGCAAAUGGCGGCCAAAUUUUCUCUUCAUUGGGAGGAAGGUGAUUUAAUGGACGUAGGAGCGCCGCCCGUCUGUUUAACUUACUGUCCAAGCCUAAACUGUAUUAUAUUAAGUCGUACAGGGAAUUCAGUUGAGAUAAUUGACGUGAAUUCGGGCGACAUAAUUGAAAAACAUCUUGUUUCAGAUAAACCUGUUCCAGAUGGUUUGCUGUGCCAGUUUAAUCCUGUUGCAGGAAACCUCAUAUUGACAGAUGGCUUUCGUUUGGGUCUCCGCAAGGAUUUGAACGGAAUUUACCUGUUAAGCACAGCCCUGCAAACACAAUGUGUUGAUUCUAAAGACAAGGAAAUUGUUUUGGAAAUGACUCUCACAGAUAUGGAACAUGUACUGGCUGGGAUACAAUCCUGUAUUAAAGAUCUCCAUGAACCACAUUUGUCUAAACUUGAAAGACUCAAUAAUAUUGUGAAUCAAAGUAUCAAUAAAGCCAUGUGCAAAGCUAAUAGAGGAGAUGAAAUGUCCUUAAAGUGGGCGUCCUGUAGCAUCACAGUUGAAAUGGAUUUCAUUUACUCAACGCUUAACUCUAUGAUAUCAUUAUUUCACAACUCUACAACCAAAACUCCUCAGUUGUCGUGCACAUCCGCUUUACUUUCUCAACUUGCAAGUCUCAUGCCUAAAAUGUCAAGUGACCAGAAUGAUGCUGUUUCCAAUAAGAGAAAGAUGUGGAGUGAGGCAAACAGACGAAAGACAUUUAAUAAUUGGCCACAUAUGGAUUAUAGAUGGGCCAUUCCUGACACAAUGGCUCAAGCUGGUUUUUAUCAUCAGGCUGAUCGUCGUACAUAUCCAAAUUCAGUGGAUAGAGCUGUUUGUUUUACAUGUAAUGUUGGUCUGGUUUGCUGGGAACCUACUGACGAACCAUGGUCUGAACAUGAACGCCAUUCACCAAAAUGUCCGUUUGUUCGUGGCGAAUGUACAGAAAAUGUGCCGCUGUCAACAACUUUGGCCACAUUGCCUGCUCAAUUUCACGACAGUACUAAACCCAAGAUAUCUUGUAUGAGUACUUUGACUUCAGUGGGACUGGUAGCGACUUCUACUCAUCAAGCUCAUAUCGUAGUUUGGGAUGUUCGUGAUGAGUUACAGGUUCGCGCAAAAAUGUGCUUAAAUAUUGACAAAAAAAUACUAUCCAAUGAAAUUGGUGAACUUGAUGACUUGCUAACAACUGUAGUCAUGGGUGACGCUAUUGAAGAGAGUACAAAGGAAGCCUUAGAUGCUGAUUUGGAGUUUGGAAGUCUGGGCUCAACCGCAGAACAGACUAGAAGCACUAGCGAUGUCGAAAUUCAAAGUAUUUUGAAGAAUAAACAAAGUGAUGAUGCAAAAGAUACCAUCAUAAUUCAGACAACAGCUCUUGGCAUUUUAAAAAACAACCAAAAACGGGAAAACGAAAAGCAAGGGGCCAUGAUGCAAACCAUUUUACCAGAAGCAAUGUUGAUAACAUGUGUCAAUACGACAAACGAUAUAACAUUACAACAUCAAGUACCGUACAUUCUUGUUUGUGACAUACCUAUAGACAAGAACCGAUCAUAUAGUACAUCCAAGUCAAUAAAAUCUGGUGAGAAUAAAGGUCAGAGUAAAACAAUUUCAUACAGCACACAAUUGUCCUUUGAAAGCGAGGAUGAAUAUUACGAUCCAUUAUUUGCUGUGCCGAAUGUGUUACCGAGCAUGAAUAGCUCUUUGAAGGAUGGUUUUUUGAAAACGGAUGUGGAAAAAACUGACGAAAGCUUAAUUACGAAAGACGCGAAAGUUGUGCAAUGCUUAAAUGUUAAUUUAUCAGAAUAUGGGGACAUUGAAGUAUCUCAGGUAAUACCUUACCACGAUGGGGGAUAUGUUUUGUUCGUAAUGCGUAAAAGAUUGAAAGAUUUCUUUAGUGUUUCUGAAGAUACACCACUGAUAAAUGGUGAAACAAUUGAUUUUAGUGAUUUUAACGAAGUGGACGCUAAAAUAUCUAGAAAUCCUGAUACUCCUCAUAGCAUUAAGUUUCGUGAUUUGAAUUUUAAAAGUAUUACUACGUCAAAUGGUAAUACGUCAGUGGAAGGAACUGCUACGUCAAAUGGUAAUACGUCAGUGGAAGGAACUGCUACGUCAAAUGGUAAUGUGUCAGUGGAAGGAACUGCUACGUCAAAUGGUAAUACGUCAGUGGAAGGAACUGCUACGUCAAAUGGUAAUACGUCAGUGGAAGGAACUGCUACGUCAAAUGGUAAUGUGUCAGUGGAAGGAGCUGCUACGUCAAAUGGUAAUACGUCAGUGGAAGGAAAUGCUACGUCAAAUGGUAAUACGUCAGUGGAAGGAACUGCUACGUCAAAUGGUAAUACGUCAGUGGAAGGAGCUGCUACGUCAAGUGGUAAUACGUCAGUGGAAGGAACUGCUACGUCAAAUGGUAAUACGUCAGUGGAAGGAACUGCUACGUCAAAUGGUAAUACGUCAGUGGAAGGAACUUCUACGUCACGAAGUUUUAAUUACAGUGGUAGAUCAUUGAGUAUAAACAGUUCUAGUAAGGAAAAUGUUAAUUGUGAAUUAUCGAAAAAAGAAACCACCUCCAUUACCAAAUGCGUUUUAAAGGAGCGACAUUAUUCCGUCGUUUUAUUAUUGUACAAAACAAGGACGGAAAAAGGGCGAACGUUACUCGAGGAAAAACCUUGCAAAUCACUGGUGACAAGAAAUGCAGCAGAAAGUGUACGUGAUGUAUUUUUACUACCUGAAGAUGAUGAGGAUAUCUUUCAAUCGAACUCAACGGAACUAAAUAGUCCAAGCAAUAUUUAUCUUGCAGGUAUUUCAGCCAACGGUUGUCUGGUUGUCUUUAAUGGUCUUACGUUAGAAAUUGUAAGUGAAUAUUCAUCAGUUAAAGAUAGUGACACUCUCAUAUCUAAUAUUGAUCAAGCCAUCUUUUGCCCUGGUCUUGACUCCUUUUGUGUAACAACAAAUGAUGGAAAAUUGCGUUUUCUUCAAAUGCUUAAUAAACGUGAUUGCAAUGGUUACCAAAAUAUAUCAUCAGAGGGAAAUCCAUCUCGUGUCGAAAAACAAGAAACGAGUCAUGGUCUUCUGUUGGAUGAUUUGUCCGUGACGACAUUAAAAACCUUAGUAGAAAUGACGUCAUUUGAAAAUCUCGUUCCACGCUACUCGGCUCUUGCACCAAUAUUUUGGAGUGAAAUUCAGCAACAACAGCAACAGAGACGUCACCCGCAACACCUGCUUCAAAAUUCUCAAGGCGAUGCAAGUUGUCACACUCGAACGUGGAGAUUGCAAAAAAAAGGUUUGGUUGUUGGUGAUCAAUUGUUUAAACUUACUUUACCACGUCCUUCCUACGUUGGUCAUGUUGACAUUGUUUUUACUAUAAAUAAAUCUUCAAAUUCAUCGAAGAGCCACCUCCAAGUAAUGUUAAGUAAACCACGUGGUUCAUCUUUACGUCCAAAAAUUGCGCAACCUUUUACUUCGACGCGCGUACAGAAUGGUAACGAUGAAAUCUUAUGUGGUCCUGUUGACGUGUUUGGUAAUUUUUUUCAUCAUGGUGAUAAAGGUCAUAUUGUAUUGACAAGUGAAACUUUGCUAAAAAGCAAAGUCCGUAUCCUUCAUGUGGUGUUUAAAAAUCAGGGGAAAAGUUUAGUAAAGGGAGAUGAAAGUUCCAAUGGUAGAAAUGGUUUUAGUGAUCUUGAAGAGAUAUCCAUUACUGUUCGCUCAAUGAAUUCUAAGUUCAACGUCGAAACUUACACAACUUUAUUUAAAAAUCCUGGCUUUUCUAAUCGAUUGAUUGAUAUCGUCUGCAACGAUACAAACAGUGAAUUGAGCGAUAAAGAUAAUUACAAUUGUCAAUGGUUUGCGCUAGAGUUGUUGUGUUGGAUCGCUGGAGUAUCUAUACAUCAAGAUGUUAGUGAGGAAUCUUUGUCUCUUCAAGUCGUAGAAAGAUUGUCAAUGUUAAUAAAAUCUUGUCUGCUUUCAUCAUCGCGAACUGUUGCGCACAAAUUUUCUCGCCUACUUCUAUUGUGUAUCAGCCAGCUGAAAACUUCGGAAGAUAAGUAUUUCGACGUGAGACUCUCAAUACUUCAGUCUUUCUUGAGUUUGCUACCACUGACGGUCAGCUCUCAGUCAAGCGGAGGUAUCAAUUGGUACUUCAUGUUACUCACUGGAUUGUUAACCUCGGACGAUGUUGAAACUGUUGGAAAUUCAUGCAUUAAACUUCUUGACAAUAUUGGCCAACAAUUGGACAAUAAAUUGACCUAUCAUGAUCGAAUAUUACGAGCUAAUUUUGGACUGUAUGGUACACCUUUGGAUCCGACGAUGUUUGAUAUCUCCAUGGAAACCAUGGGCUUGUUUGCCACGUGUAAAGCUUCUGACGAUCUAGUCGCACCCAAAAACGCCGGAAGGCAUUCUCAAAAUUCGGGUGAUGUUGACAUCAUUGAUUACAUCAUGGCAAAAAACAGCUCCGCCGAAAGUAGUACUUUAUAUAAGAUGGAAUAUCUUUUAUCUUCCAUGUAUGGCAUACUCGAGGUAGAACCACUAGAGUUUAUAUGUUCGUCCAUGAGUGAUGGCUGUAAGGUUGAAAACCAUCAAGGAGGAGGAGAGAUUUUGUCUGAAGGAGGGGGAAAUGGUGCUGGAUCCUUGUAUUGUCCAUCUACAUCGGUUCAUCCUGUGAUAGCAAUGUCAUCAUUUCAAGAUCAUUAUAAACAACUUCAGGCUCAAGAGAAGAUUCUUAACAAACUGCAGAAACAAAAGCAACAGUUGGAGGAGCAAUCACAAGAACUACAAGAACUAGGAGGAAUGUUGUUUUCAUCAAUGAAUACUCCGCAGAAACAAGCAAUGGUAGACGAUGUCUGGGGUCAGGAAAGUACUCCUACUUAUUACAAAAUUCCGACGUCUUUUGGUGGUUCCAUGAAGUCAUCCACGAUUGAAACUGUAGGCCCGAAAACCAUCAACAGGAUUGUAAAUGGUGGCAAUAGGGCAGCUUCACAAUCUCGCUCUGUCUUUCAGUUACCAGUUCCCAAGGUGAUGACUGUUGAAAAGAUGCAAAUCGGUGCCAGACAUUUCGUUGUCUUGGAUUUCGGACAGAUUGUGCGACUAACGGAUAUCUUUAUCCCUAAUUGUCCUGAUUUGUCCUCCGUUGUCAUUGAUGUGUGGGUAGAUAACGAAGAGAAAGACUUAAGUCGCGUCACUAUUUCUACAGACAUUGGAAACAAACCUUUGCUAUUAACUGACGUUUUACCUCCACUCGUCUGCAGAUAUCUCAAGAUUUCGAUAUUUGCUCGUCAUGGUACUUUACGAACAAAGAUUGUCCUCGGCGAAUAUUUUGGCUAUCCAAUAUUGUCUAAGACGGGCACUAACGAAGUUACAGCGGAGCUUGGCGAUGCUGCUACUAGAGAAAUGUACAUGAACCAGAUGUACGACGAUUUAUUUUGCGAGUAUGGAAUUGCGUGUUCAAGAUUGGAAUCAUUACUGAACUCAGUUGAACCUGGAGUUUUCUCGUCCUGGGAAAGCGGGUCAAGAAGUGACGUAGCUAUUGUAAAUCAGGCAUACCAGACAUGUAUGAACUUAAAACUACGUCUAAAUUUUCUAAAUCGUAGUCUACUGCGCAUGACCAGUUGGCGUGUUGGUUCUUGCCAAUUAAAUAAAAAGAAUAUACAGGAAAGCAUGGAUACCAUUUUAUCAUUUGCAUCAUACGGCAAACUCAAAGUAAUCUCUGAUUCGUUAGUUCAUGUAUUAGUUUCCUUAUUUGGCGUGGAAGUACCAAUUGACGGCGCUACGAUAAAAUGGACGCAUGAUUUAACGCUGGUGACAUGUAAGUCUCUGUUUACGACCUUCUGUGUUAAAGGAAGUUCUUCAUCGCGUGCAAGAGUGGGAGCAGUUAUACUUCGUACCUGUGGAGAGAAGAAAUGGUGGGGGGAAUUUCUGGCAUGGGUAAUGGAAACAUUUUUUUGUCAGGAACAAAAGUUGAUGUUCUCCCAAGAGAGAUUGUUUUUACUUUUAACAUCAAUGAGUCAAUUGUCUCCCAUUGUUCAUCCUGUCAUAUCAAGUGCCUUGAGCUUACUGAAGAAAUUGUUAUCACCUAUAUUUAAUGCUUCCCACAAUGAAAAAGUUGAUCAACUUGAUUCUCGCUUAUUGGAAUGGGUGAUCUUGUAUGUCUCCAAUAUGUUGGAUAACUUCAUGGAAAGAACCCACGAUACUGUUAUGAAAUCUUUAGACAACCAACAAGAAGUAGUGGCCAAAGAAAACGCUGUGAAAGAGAGAAGAAACAAUAGACGUUGGGAUUUUAUCGUACCACGUAAUGUAAACGAUGAACUUAGAGAUUCUCUAAAAGAUAACGGUAAAGGUGUAAAAGGUACCAAGAAAGAACUACGAAAACUCAAAAAACAGAUUGCGAGCCGUCAACGACGUCUUAACGCACUACAUCAAGUACAAAAAUCGUUCAUGUACGAUGGUCACGGAGCAAGUCAGUGUCCUCCAUCACCCUAUCAUAUGAUGCAUUUAAAUAAACAAUUAAGGCAGAAAGCAAAAAAACCACUCCGAGAUUUGAUAAAGUUUAAGAAAAUGAUGGCAAAUAACCUUGGAACAAUGACUGACGUUUCACAUUCGACUCCAACACCAAGACUGUGUCGAGAUUUGUGUUUGCAAGUAAUGAAAGGUCUGCUGGCUGUUUUACUCUCCCCCCAAGGCACUUGUAGUGUUGAUUUCUUUGUUCUUAUUGCAAAGGUUUUGGGUUGUCUUGCUUCUGUCAGUCAACCUAAGAUUAGCUUGGACGAGUUAGCAAGCAGGAGCCAAUUGCAAAAAUUACUGAAAAUGUCUGUGCUAUCCUAUGGAGUCCCCUCAAACAGUUGGAGUUCACCAGAUCAGUGGAUAAAACAUACUUGUACAACUUUACUGCAAGAUCUAGUAAAUAGUACUAUACAAUUAAGAUUGCCCAUUUCUGAUUUGCCUUUGCUAAAAUCUGAUGACAAAUCUCCCGAAAAGUCGGAAACUCUCGAUUCAGUGACGUCACCUGUUGAUGCGGUUAACGAAGACAUUCCAGAAACGGACGAACCGGGUGAUGAAGCAUUUGUAGAGUUGGGAAUGUUUAGUGAUUUAUUUGGCGACGUCUCCUCUUGUGGGGAAACAUUCGAAGCUGUUAAGGAACAAGAGAGUGUAGAAACAAACUUUCUUAAAACAAAGUCAUCCUCAAAAAAUCAGGAAGCGAAAGAAUCAAUUGUGCUAGUCGCUUCUGGUUCAUCUUAUGUACCUGGUGUAACCAAUUCUGAAAUAUCUUUAGCCGAGGAUUGCCGGCUCGAGAUUGGACUUGAGAAAAAAGCUGAAGAGGAGCUUCGUCAUCUUGCCACAAUAAGUCGACGGAGAUUCUUGAAUGGUAUGGAUCUAAAAUACAGAGUCGAAAUUUCAGGAGUGCAAACAACUGUCAAAAGUACGAACGAACAUAAGUCUACUAUUGAUACAUCUAAUGCUUCAGGAUUUGAAAAUCAAAGUUCUGACGGUCCUAGCUCAAUAAACCAUGAUAUCGUGGAUGAAAGUUCUAGUGUUGAUACUCAAGUAGAAUCACCUGCUGCUGAUGAAGAAAGUUUGAUCCAUCAUAGUGUGAAAACCUCCGAUGUUGAAAACUCCCAUGGCGGAAUCUUGGAUAAUACAGGAGACGAUGAUUGUAACAUGAAAACUUGUUACUUUAUUUCCGAAUGCAUUUCAAAACUCAUUUUUGAAGCUUUUAAAGGACGUCAAUACAACAUUGAAUCAGUUUUAGAGCUCUGUCUGUUGUUAAACUUCCGAAACAAUCCAUGUUUCCUUGUUACCCGUCAAGCUAUGGAAGCAUCCCUUGAAGAACUAAAUAUCGUAGAAGGGCAAAAUGUCCGAUAUUGGAAUCUUACCAUCAGUUGGUUAAGGAUGUUACUAAGGCAAACUCAAUACCUGAAUGUCAGCAUUGAUGUACAAUUUGAUCAUUUUACCGCCACAAACCUCAUUACGAACUUGUGUUUGUCACGCAUGCUCGGUAAAGUUCUUGCCUCAGGUGACGACGAGUUUUAUGGACCAUCAUUGGUAAAAAACUUUAAAUUUCUUCUCAAGGAACUUUACGCUCAGAGUUCAGAUGGUGAUAUGAGACAACAAUUCCAGCAAUUUCUUCUGGAUACAUUGAUGCACAUGAUGAGUGAUUUGGAACAACGACAUGGGAGAAAAUAUCCUCUUGAUGUGUGCUCAAACUUCUUAGAUUUUCUUAUGCAAAAACUUCCAAAUGAAUCACCCGUCACCCAAACUGAUAAUGUUACGAAAAUUGUAGAAUCUGUGCUCGCCAUAGUCCUUGAGUAUCUAACAUCUUCAAACCAUGUAUGUACGGUGUCCAAUCCAUCGAAGAAAAAGAUUUCAUCUUUGUUUCCAGGCGUCAACGCAUCGCAGGACAGUUCUGUGGGAUUAUCACGACCAAAUUUUCUAGUUCUUUCCCUCACUGUGUUGACGAAGUUGCUUGGAAUGCACACAUCUGUUUCAGAUGGUGUAACAUCUGACAAACUUGUUAUGCAGAAACUUCUGCAAUGCUUGAAUUUGUGCAGUGGGCAAUCGUUUGAAUUGUUGGAUAUUGGUGUGAAUAUCAUGUCAUGGGAUUUUUCCAACAUUGAUAGUCUUGAUAAACCAAAAUCUAUUGAAGAUGGUGUUAUGAAAGUUUUUUGUUUGAUAUACAAACAUUCUAUUCAUAAAGAUGACAUUAUAAAACGUCUGCUGAGCUUUAUGGCGGCCAAUGAUGGCCUCGAUGUUGAAGAUUCGUGUUUUCAUCUUUCCGAAUUACUGCAGUGGAUCUUGUUGAAGUUAUUGGACGUUGAUAAAAAUUUUGAAAUAUUUGUGCAAAAUGGCGGAGUACAAAUAAUCUCUAGUAAACUAUCACAUUCGACAGCGCGCGCCUUGCAUCCUGUCCGGGGACUGGUAUCGAGUGUUAUCCAUGAGCUGGGUGUUAAAGUUCGCUCGAAAAACGAAGGUGAUAAACAUCUUCUUGCUGCAGCAUGGAAAUCUGAUAAGAACAUAGUGAACUUUGCUCCUUAUGGCACUAUCUCCUGUCCUUCUCAAGGUCCAUCAAGUUUUGCCGACAAUCUUAUCUCCAUAAAUCUUCCUACUCGUAGAGCCCGCAGUGCUUCUUGGAUACAUCAUUUUACUCAGAAAGAUACUUGGUGUUCAUUGUAUAUAACUCUUCCUAAUGCUGUUAUCGUUCACGAAGUAAUCAUACAACCUCAUACAGCGUCUUUGUCAAACUCGACAAGUUACGUUGUCCUCGAAUUAUGUGACGAAACUGGUUCUGUUACAAAGAUUAGUCCUCCAUUGCUUACGGCUGGUCUCAGCAAUAUUCGCCUGCAUUUGAGUACGCCACAAUUGGCAUCGAUUGUAAGACUGAGGCUUCAUCGACCACGUGACUCCGACACAUUGGGUUUGAAUCGGAUUGAGGUCCUGGGAUCGAGUUUCUAUGGUCCAAAAUCUGCCGUGCAAGCUUUGCUGCAUAGUCAGAAUGCAAGUUUUAGUUGGUCACGUGUUCUUGAUUAUUGUCUCCGACGCUCUCACAGUUUAUCAUCAUCUGCUUUGGAUAUACUUUCAAACAUCGAUGGUAUACUUGAUGUUCUUUUAAAAAUACUUUGGAGUUUUCCAAGCUCAAGUAAUAAAUCAUGUGUGGAGUACAUUCUUAUCAAAUUGGCAACGAGUUCUACACACAUUUGUUCUCUUCUUCUCAACCGCUUACUGUACGGUGGAGUUGAUCUUGCAGGCUCAAUAGGCGUCUCAUAUCGCUUUGAAUCUGAGAAUGAGUUGUUGUUUCAGUUAGGAAUCAUUCAAGAUGAAAGAGAAUGGGAAAGAUUGCAGCCAAUGUGUUCAUGGCUUUUGGAUUUGGUGGAGAAAUCUAGUGUCGUGCAUCCCUUGUUGACGAAGACAGAAAACAAUAUGUCCUCAAAGAUUAGAACCAUAUCGGCUGUAGUAUGGACUGUAAAAGAUAACCCUGAACUGUGUGAAAAGCUACAGGCUGUUAUCACAGAAGAAAAAUUCGAAAAAAUCUAUGAUUGGUCACAAAGGGCAACCUCCAUCCCUGUCCUGAAAUCAACCUUAGACUACAUGAUAUGUUCAUUGUGUCAUGUGAUCACACCUUACUUUGCACAUAUGUUGAAUCUUAUUGGUCCAUUCAUUGACGAAAGACAUUGUAAAGCUGAUGAAUCCGCUCUAACGUCGUUGGCAAGGGCUUCAAAUUCUUCCCAGGGGGCUACGGAUUUACUCGAAUCACGGAUACUUCAAAAUGUUGUGGAAAACGUUUCAAGGAUUUGUAGAAAGUUCCUGAAAGGUUCCAAAAUAGUAUCGUCAAAGACAACUGAUGAAGAAGCGAUGCUGCAGACGUCUUCAGACAAUCUUCAAAAAAUGCUGGGAUUUUUAACAUUAUGUUUAAAUAAUCAUAAAUUGAAAACGUGGUUGGGAAAAGAUGAAGGCAGCUCAUUUUGGCAGCCACUCAUCAGCUUUUUGACUGAGUGUCGUUUCAGCGUUUCUUCUCGUGUUUCCGGACUGGAAUCAUUACCAAUGAGAGCGCGUGUGCUUGCAAGUCUACAAACAACUUCUGUACGAUACCUCAAGACUUGUGUGUGUAAUCAUGCUAAGAAUCAGCAGAAUCUCGCUCGUGUAUUGUACGAAUUACUUGCGACAGUUGAUAGUGAUAUCGCGGAGAAAACUUUGUCUGGGUUUCUGAGAAGGCUUGUUCUAGAAUUAUUACUUGAUGAAGAUUCCGUUACUAUGGCAGUUACACUCUCAAGUAUGACAUCACAAAGGUUUGAGACAUCAUCAGGACUUGCAUCCCAAUCUCCUCUUUGGCAUCCCAGAUUUGGUGCAUCAAAUUCAUGCAAGCUUCUCAGUGUCCGUGUAAACAGGAAAGUUCAUGAAGUGUUACAUAAAUUUACCGUUGACCCUAUGCAACUUUUCUCGACUAUAUCGACGGGAACAACCGAAUCAACAGGAAAAUCAUCCGAAAGUUUUCACGAAAUUGAUAAAAUAUUGGAAUUUGAUGCUGAUCUCUCGCAACAAGAGACUUUUUCUCUAGCUUCUUCUGCCAUCAACGUCAAAAAUAGACGUGCUAAACAUAGUGACAAGACGGAAAAGGGGCCUGGUAGUGAGUGUAACCAAGCAUCUACAUCAUCAUCAGAGGUAAAAAACUUCAAUGAGAACAUUGUUUGUUGUGUAGAUGGACCACUAGCUGGUAAACCACUGCCCAAAGAUACGACAAUCUCACAAAUUGUGCAAACGUUAGUUGAACACGGUCAGGGAAUGGGAACGGUUUGUCUCAGAUUUGAGAUUAAAUCCAAGAUGGAGUGUAGAUCACAAGAUGUAUCAAACGACAAUGUAUCUUCUAAGUCUGUGUCAACAUUGCUUGAAAAUUUUCUGAACGGUGGCCUUUCUUUAAUUGCAAAACAUCUUCCUCCUCGGUUUACGCUUGACAUACGAUCCGAUUCUCGUCGCUUGGCAACACCCACGUAUAAUCCUACUGUAACGACUUCACUCGUUCCAGGUCACUCGCUCAUGGGAUUUACUAUGUUUCUUCGAUUACCUGGGUAUGCAAAGAUAUUAUUGGCAAAUCAACAAAAUGCCUGUUACAUGUUGAAGUUGAUAUUAGGAGUGGAUAGUUUCAAUGAUGGAGCCAUUAUAGCUAACCCAACAGCUUUACCAACUUUACCGUUCACCAUACUGCAAUGUUUGAUGACAUCUCAUCUUGUUACGACAACAACUGGUAUCGCCAUUCGUCAGACAGCGUUAGAUAUUGGUGUUGUGCACUUUUUACUUACAUGUUUGGGAUUGCUGAGUCAUCACAAACCGCGAAAUAAUGACAGACAAUAUGAAGCAACUAUGGAAGCACUUAACACUUUUAAUAACAGUGACAAUAUGACACGAGCUCAAUCCAGUGGUAGAACUUCAAAUAAGCAAUAUUGGGCGAAGGGGACUGGGUUCGGAACAGGAUCUACGUCAUCAGGAUGGGAUAUCGAAGAAGCAUUGGUGAAACAGAAAAACGAGGAGGAGCAUAUCAUAUCUAUACUUCAUGUUUUGGCCAGUUUUAUCUUUCCUCUUGGCGUUAAUGUAGAUAAUGUGGCAUCGUUUGAUGAUAUUUUAUUGGAUGCAUCAGACAAUAACAUUACCGAUGUUAUUUCGUCUCUUCCAAGUAUUUUUAUGAACUCGUGUCUUAUUCCAACUUUGGCUUCGUAUUUAAGAAACGAUUCAGUUCUUGACAUGGCUCGACAUGUCCCAUUAUAUCGAGCUGUUCUCUGUCUUGUGAGAUCUCUCGCUGUUUGUUCCGAUUUCGUUCCUGUUUUACAUCCGGGCUAUAACAUCACCAAGGAAACUACUGGUGAUGAUUCGUCAUCGCUCUGUAGCCUGCUGACCAAGAUGAAACUGUGCGUGGACACAUAUGGAUCGCGAUUAAGGUAUUCUGAAAAAGUGGAAGCAUCAUUACUUGGUAGUGUCAAAGCUGAGGAUGUAGAGAACGAAAGUUUAUCCUUACUCAUCCCGGAUAUACAAGCUACAUCAUUGUUGGUACAAAAAGCUGUUGAUAGAUACCGCUGGAAACAUGUGACGAAUGAAGGCUCAUAUGUUGUGGGUGAGUCCCAAAGCCAAGUACCUGGAAAGAAAUUACAGAACACUGAGGAGAGAUAUACAUCAACAAUGAUGGCAAUACAAUUUGAUACAUACACAAUCGUCACAGAAGGCACAUAUGGCAAAGCAAAUUUUACAAUUCCCUAUCACUUUUCAAGUUCUGUAAAAUCUGCUACUUCUUCUGGUCAACGUGUGAACGCUGGUCGUGCGAGACGACUGGCUCAAGAGAUUGCCUCUUUAUCCACAUCACUGCCUCUCUCUUACAGUUCUAGUGUGUUUGUAAGAUGUGACGAAGAAAGAUUGGACAUUAUGAAGGUGUUGAUAACUGGACCAGCUGACACUCCGUACGCUAACGGAUGUUUUGAGUUUGAUGUUUAUUUUCCACCGGAUUAUCCGUCCAGUCCGAUGCAGAUAAGUUUUGAAACGACUGGAAAUCAUCGAAUUCGAUUCAAUCCCAAUCUUUAUAAUGACGGAAAGGUUUGUCUUAGUAUUCUUAAUACGUGGCACGGUAGACCUGAAGAAAAAUGGAAUUCACAAACUUCCAGCUUUUUACAGGUUCUUGUAUCUAUCCAAUCUUUGAUUUUGGUACCGGAACCUUACUUUAAUGAACCUGGCUAUGAGAGAUCACGAGGUACACUCUCGGGGACUGUAAACUCGCGUGAAUAUGACGCAAACAUUAGACAAGCUACGGUGAAAUGGGCGAUGUUAGAACCUUUAAAAAACCCUUGUCCUUGUUUUAAGCAGGUAAUUGAAAGACAUUUCUUCAUAAAAAAAGAUGAAGUAUUUGAGCAAUGUAACAGAUGGAUUAAAGAAUUGGAGACGUGGUCCAAAGAAAAAAGAACUAUGCGCUCAAUAAACCAUCAUCUUGAGUCGUUACGACGAUAUACAACCCAGUUACAUGAUGAAAUUUCAAAACUUUCUGAAGAUUGUUUGUUUACACCAGACGAUGAAGUCAACCCUGAGUAAUAUAAAUCACCGCACAUUAUGAUCUUGUGAUCUAUUUGAUCCUAUACCGCAGUAAGCAAGACGGUAGAUAAACCAUUUCUCUACCGUGAAAAAGAAAAUUCGCAUGAUUUUAAAGCAACGUGAAGUUGAACAAGGGAAUUUUAAAGGGGAACUGACUUACACAGAAGCCCACUUCUUUAACAGAUAAUUAAAUUGAAAUGUUGAACAUGUUAGUAUUUGAAAUCAAUCAUUAAAUGAAAACUAAGUUUGAAAA